AUGAUUCACCAGUUCACCCGCUUCGUCAAUUGCACCGCCGGCCUGGACAAGACCCUACGUCUGUUCCAGGCCCUUGCACAGAUCGCCGCAGUUUUCAGCGUCGGAACUCUCGCCGUGCAGUUCACGACGGCCAAGCUGCAAUUGGCAUUGACGCGCCGGUUCCUCCGGCUCUUUGGCUUCAUACCCUCAUUCCAGCGCGUGGCCGCGCUCCUUAGUCAAGACGGGGCCGGCUCGAUGCCCGUGUGGCUGGAAAUGGCCAAAUGUACGUCCUUUGGACUAUAUAUUGUGCUGGAAGAUUUGACGAUUCUUCACGCAACAGGGGUUCACCCAGUGCCCUGGAAUCAUCGUAUUCUGCGCGAAGCAUUCCAGUUCUGGUUCUAUGCUUUGGCUCUGUCUGUUGCAAGAAGUGCUUGGUGCCUCUUGUUUACCUCUUCCAAGCCUGCAGAGACAACUAGGCCCGCUAAGGACCAGAGGCAGAGAAAAAAUGUAGUCUCUGAGAAGAAGAAGCCAUGUGCUUCGCCUGCCGUGCCGCUGAUGAAACAGCUCGUUGCUGAUAGCUGCGAUCUGCUGCUGCCGGGGUCAUUCCUUGGCUGGAUUCCCUUGGGGGACCUUGCCGUCGGUGUGAGCACAGUGGUGAGCACAUUGAUCACCGGCCAACAGGUUUGGGCUGCGCAGAACCAGUAA
This is a messenger RNA of Penicillium riverlandense, 684 nucleotides long. RefSeq names its product PEX11 domain protein. The transcript is spliced from 3 exons. The coding region runs from base 1 to 684 and encodes 227 amino acids. Lineage: Eukaryota; Fungi; Ascomycota; Eurotiomycetes; Eurotiales; Aspergillaceae. Gene Ontology annotation, cellular component: peroxisomal membrane. Gene Ontology annotation, biological process: peroxisome fission; regulation of peroxisome size. The record is from RefSeq and is a predicted model, not a curated record.